AUGGCAAUGUGCUUCUCAAGCACGCUGGGCGUCUUGCCGUCUCGCAAAGGUGUGCCAUUCGCUUUCGCCCCGGAAUUCCGGCCACUCCCUUCUUCCCGGUCGCCCCUCCGUUCACUCGCGAGAUCGACCGGGCCUUCUUUCGAUGUCGCCCGCCGCAGCGUCGCUGGCGUCGCCGGCGUGAACUCGCGAAACGCUGGCGCGCUUGGCGGUCCGAGCGCCUGCUCGCCUGCGCUGUCUCUCCCGGGCGUCACUCCCAGAAAUCCUUUGGGAUCUGUGGGAGACCGCGAACGGAGCGCCUCGGGCGGGUUCUCGCCCUCAAGAGGAGAGGCGAAGAUGCGGCCGUUCUCGACCUUUUCCCUCAAAAACCUCCUCCCGAAUCGCCUGAAGGCAGCCCCCACUCGCCCGUACACCGGACCGACGCAAAAAGUGGUCGUUCUCGGAACUGGAUGGGCCUCCGUGAAUUUCUUUCGACACCUGGAUCCUAACAUCUACGAUGUGACGGUGAUCUCUCCGCGGAACUACUUCACUUUCACGCCUCUUCUCCCCUCCGUCUGUGCCGGAACGCUCUCGCCGCUCUCCUGCAUCGAGCCGGUGCGUUCCUUGACGUACCGAAAGGGUCGGAAAGUUGCUGAUUUCUACGAGGCCCACUGCACCGAUGUCGACUUCAAAAACCGCAUUGUCGCCUGCGACAGCCGCCAGGGCGGCCAUUUCAAGUUGAAAUACGACUACCUGGUCAUCGCAGUUGGGUCGGAGACGAACACCUUCGGAAUCAAAGACGUUGCCGCAAACGCGUUCUUUCUGAAGGAAGUGGAGCAUGCGAUGGCGAUCAGGAAGAAAGUGAUGAACAACUUCGAGCUCGCAGCCCUGCCGCAAACGCCAGAGAAAGAACGCGACCGUCUCUUGCACUUUGUGAUUGUCGGCGGCGGCCCCACGGGAGUGGAAAGCGCUGCGGAGUUCGCCGACUUCAUCAAAGAGGACAUGAGCAAAUAUUUCCCCCAGCUGAUCCCUCAUGUGAGCAUCUCGUUGAUCGAGGGAGGCAGUCGUCUGCUGGGGACCUACCCUCCCGACAUUUCGGCGUUUGCGGAGAAAACGCUGCGAGACGAGCUUCACGUCAAGCUCUUGCUUCGAAGCACGGUCGUCGGCGUGGAUGCGAAUUCCGUGCGAUAUGUCUCCACCGAGGCCGGGGCCUCGAAAGAGCCUAAGGAGAUGCUUCACGGCUUCCUGCUGUGGGCGAGCGGCGUGGGCGAGGUGCCGCUGGUGAAGAAAAUCGUCGCGCAAAACUACCCGCAGACGGACGGCAAGUCUCGCCUCCGCGGCCUGCCCGUGGAUCCUCAGUUUCGCCUUUUGAAUCAACCGAAUGUGUACGCGCUAGGCGACUGCGCAGCGAUCGCGCCCCCGCGCUUGGCUGAUGCGGCGCAAGAGCUGUUCUCCAAGGCCGGGGCUGGCGAACCGACCCCGCAGUGGCUGCGCCACCAGAUCCCAGUCCUCAGUCAACAGUUCCCCCAGUUGAGUCCUCUCAAGUUCAACUUCGACAAACUCGAAUCCAAUGAGCGCCUCCCUGCAGACAGAUUCAAGUCGUUCCUCGCCGAGAUUGAUGCUGCGUACCGACCGCCUGCCCCGACAGCUCAGAAUGCCCGUCAAGAAGGCAUUUACCUCGCACAAGUCUUCAACCAGUUCCCGCACCCUGAAGAAAAGGCCAACGCGCCCGCUUUCCAGGAAACAUGGAGCGGCUCUCUCGCUUAUGUUGGGAGCGGUCAGGCGGUGGCGCAUUUGCCCUACUUCACAAUCAAGGGAGGUAGCCUCUCUCUUCCCUUCUGGAAGGCUGUAUAUACGCAGAUGCAAAUCACAUGGCGCAGUCGAACCAUUUGCCUCUUUGACUGGCUGAAGACCUUCUUUGCAGGACGAGAUGUUGGGCGGGAUCACGAAUAUUACAAUCACUGA
Messenger RNA from Neospora caninum, 1941 nucleotides. RefSeq names its product nadh dehydrogenase, related. NCBI's taxonomy places the organism in Eukaryota, Apicomplexa, Conoidasida, Eucoccidiorida, Sarcocystidae. Gene Ontology annotation, molecular function: NADH dehydrogenase activity. The record is from RefSeq and is a predicted model, not a curated record. The transcript has 11 exons. Bases 1 to 1941 code for a protein of 646 amino acids.